Hibiscus syriacus is the source of this 3593-nucleotide messenger RNA. Its product is annotated as serine/threonine-protein kinase Nek5-like. Gene Ontology annotation, cellular component: cortical microtubule. Lineage: Eukaryota; Viridiplantae; Streptophyta; Magnoliopsida; Malvales; Malvaceae. Gene Ontology annotation, biological process: protein phosphorylation; microtubule-based process. The record is from RefSeq and is a predicted model, not a curated record. Gene Ontology annotation, molecular function: ATP binding; protein kinase activity. The transcript has 14 exons. Bases 268 to 3438 code for a protein of 1056 amino acids.
UAAUCCCUCAUUCUCUACGAAACUCCUAACUGAAAAAAAGGGAAAAAACUUGAAUUUUGUUCUCCUUUGUUUCCUGCUAUAAAGGUCAAGUGAAAUAGCAAGCUCCACAGAACUCGAUAGUAAUGAAAAAUGGUGGAGCAGAUCGCAGACGGAGGCUUUGACGGCUUUGACGAAGGAUGAUUUUCGUUUCUUCACCUCGUUUGGAUUGCUCUUUUUAUUUGUUAUUUUGAUUAGGAAAAUAAAAGAUAAAGUGAAGAGUUAAAAGCAAUGGAGUCCCGGAUGGAGCAUUACGAGAUCAUGGAACAGAUCGGCCGUGGCGCUUUCGGCGCUGCCAUUCUCGUUCGACACAAAUCCGAGAAUAAGAAGUAUGUAUUGAAGAAGACCAGAUUGGCGCGGCAAACGGAGCGUUGCAGGAGAUCGGCCCAUCAAGAAAUGGCACUCAUAGAGCGAGUUCAGCAUCCUUACAUUGUUGAAUUUAAGGAAGCUUGGGUUGAAAAAGGUUGCUAUGUCUGCAUUGUUACUGGAUACUGUGAAGGUGGAGAUAUGGCUGAAUUGAUGAAAAAGUCAAAUGGGAUCUAUUUCCCCGAGGAGAAACUCUGCAAGUGGUUUGCACAGCUUCUUCUGGCUGUUGAAUAUCUGCAUUCCAAUUUUGUCCUGCAUCGUGACCUAAAGUGUUCCAAUAUUUUUCUUAGCAAAGAUCACGAUGUCCGCCUUGGGGAUUUCGGACUUGCCAAAACUCUAAAGGCAGAUGAUUUGGCGUCCUCGGUGGUUGGAACUCCCUAUUACAUGUGUCCUGAACUGUUUGCAGAUAUUCCAUAUGGUUUCAAGUCUGAUAUCUGGUCUCUGGGGUGCUGUAUGUAUGAGAUGGCUGCUCAUCGCCCUGCUUUUAAAGCUUUUGACAUGGCGGGGUUGAUAAACAAGAUAAAUCAUUCCUCUAUUGGUCCUUUGCCUCCUUGUUACUCUCCGUCCUUGAAAGCACUUAUCAAGGGCAUGCUAAGAAAGAAUCCAGAACAUCGACCAAGUGCAUCAGAACUUUUGAAGCACCCUUAUUUGCAGCCAUAUGUUGAUCAGUAUCGUCCGUGCUUCAGCUACACUUCAACAAAGUGCUCCUUGAAUACUCAUAUUUCCCCUGGCCGAGAAUCUCGCGAUAAUAGGAAAAAUAUGGCUGAAAGUCAGAAUAGUAAUAGCUCAUACAGUGAGAAAGAUAGUUUGCUUCCAAGUGACAGAAACACUGCCACAAUGGUUUCUAAUAGCAAUAGCAAGGCCACUGACACAGAUUCAAUUUCUAAUCAUGAAGAAGGAAGCUCUGAGCAAGACCUGCCGUGUGAAGAAGAGAAUGGUCCCAUUGUUUGCAUAAGCAAAGUUGAUGAAAAAGGAAGAACGAAACCUUCUUUUCUGGAACAGGGAUCAAACGUUCAACCAAAACAGCCAAAAAUCAUAAAAAAUAUAAUAUUGGCUUUGAAAGAAGGGAAACUAAGAGAAAAUGGUUCCCCAAUGAGAGGCAGCCGUACAAAAGCUGCAGGUGGAUUGACUCAAAGAAGUAAAGUAGAAGCAUCGCCCAAAGUUCUCAAACCCCCUGCUCCCACUCUGGGUUCAAAAUCUAAGCCAGAUACACCAACUGUGGCUUCAGCCAAAUCACCAUUAGGUUCUGCAAAAAGGAAACCGGGAUCACACCAUUUGAAGCACCAGUUACCUUUAAUUGAAUCCUCCCCAAAGGCCAAACCUCAACACGAGGGGAUUCCUCAUCCUGUACCUAGCAAGCAUGUUGCUGAAGAUGUACUACCUUUCAAGCAAAUGCAAAGAACUCCUUCCAAUGUUGCAAGACUAUCAUCUAUUACUGGAAGAAUGAAGCAUGCUGAAAGUGAUGCUUCAAAUUUAGCAAGUAACGUACCAAAGUUAGGAUCUCCUGAGAUAAACCAGGAGCGUGAGAUUAUUCCUCGUGAACUGCCCAAUGGUUUCCUUAGAAAUGCUUCUAGGAUGGUAAAACCUGAGAUAGCUCUAACGGCAGGUAGCAAGGGGGUGCAAACAGAGAGCAGCAAUUCUGCCUCAUCUUCAAUCUCAGUUAAACCAUUUGACAUGCAUGCUGGUGCAACAACCUCUUUCAUCGACAUAACAGAACAGGUGCAUGAUCAUGAGAAAACCAACCACACAGAGAGCUUGGAAUCACAUCCACCAUACUACUUACCUGCUCUGAAAUCAGACACACCUGAGGUUCUUUUGAGAGAAAACAACGGGUAUGAUCAUAAAUCAAUCAUGUGUUCAAGUGAAGAGUCUUAUCCAACCAGUGAUCUUCAUUUUACUUCAGUUGAUGCGAAAAGGAAUCUGAGUGCCCCUAUGGACCUUUCAGGCCGGGUUUCUGAAGAAACAUUGGUUCGUAAAGAUGAUUCCCCUGUAUUCUGGACAUUCAGUAGGGAGGAUUCUCCAUUAGUCCGUACAAGUAGCAUCGAUGAUACUCCUUCAAGCAAAAUCAAUAAUAAGGAUGAUAUCCAUACAAGUGAUCCUAGCUGUAGGGAUGACGUCCCAAUAAGGAGGUCAAGUAGCAGUGGUGACAUCCCAAUAAGAAUGUUAAGCAGCUCGGAUGGUGCCCUCAUAAACAGCUCAAGUAACAGGGACAAUGCCCUUAUUAGCAGUACAAGCAACAGGGAUUCCCCUAUAAGUGAACCAACUACCGGUGAAGAUUGCCCCGUUCUCAGGCCUAGUAUUAAGGAUGAAACUCUGGCAAAAAGACCAAGUAGCAGAGCUGAUAUGAUGCUCCAUUCAAAUCUUUCUUUUGCAUCUGGCAGUGAUCACAAGUACACUGUAACAGAACUUUGUUCGUCAGUUGCAGGAAAUAUGCCUUCCCUUGCCACACCAAUUUUAUCCAGCCAGGAGAAUUCACUUCCAGACAAAAAAACAAAUGAGCCUAGUCCUACAGCAGUGACCUCAUAUCCUCCAGUUUUCGAUGAUGUUAUACAUGUUAUUAGGCAUAGUAGGUUCCGUGUUAGCAGUGAGCAACCGGUGAUGGAAAACGUGGAACGUGGUGUGGAUGUUGGGAAUUUCAUAAAUGUUGUGAGGGAUGAAUUGGACAUGAAAAACAUGACUAGUCCAAUAAGCCUCAUGUCAUCAAGUUGCUCUGAAGCUUCAAGUUCAAAAUCAAACGUUUCGGAUUAUGGUGGUGCUAAGGAAACAGAUGUUAGAAACUCCAUUUCCUCAUCCCCAGGAUCUGAUUCAGCACCGGAAAAAGAAACACUGGAUGUCAAUUCGGAUAGGCAAAGGGCAGAGGCACUUGAAGGGCUUCUAGAAUUGUCUGCAGAGUUAUUGCAACAGAAGAGAUUGGGAGAGCUUUCAGUUGUUUUGAAGCCUUUUGGGAAAGGCUUGGCGUCCCCUAGGGAAACAGCUAUAUGGUUAGCCAAGAGUAUGAAAGGAAUGACGGUUGAGGACUGUCCACGGAAUUCAUGAAUCAUUAUUUCUGGGCUAAGCUUCUUCUUCUUUGCCUUGUUUAUUCACAUUGGUUUAACCAUUCCUAUGCCCUUUCACCCCAUAUUAGGAAUCUCAUUCUAUUCCUCAAACUUUUGAAUAUUUCAAAAUAAUCCUCAAACUAUGACUCAUUCUAA